AUGGAAGGAGCAUCAGCUCGAGCUUCUUCGUCUAGGGCGACGGCGAGUGAAGCUCCUCCUUGCUCCACGCCGCCGCCGCAGCAACCAGUGGAUUCACCGGUGCCGGAGAACAACAACUUCCCCAAGAACGUCAUUAUUUUUAUGGCUGCCCUGGAGAAGUUCCCUCUUGAAACUCUUGAGUGGGUGUUGAAGAAUGUUGUGAUGAAGCCUUGUUGCACUCUUUCCAUCAUUGGCAUCUAUCCCUAUCUCACUUUUCUGGAGUCGGCUAAGACAUGGUCCGAAAUAUGGAGUGUGAAUUGUGAAGAUUUACAACAAGGGGAGCGAAGAAGUAAUCCAAAGCACCUCAAAGUCCAAUUCUUGAUGGAUCUAUGCCAAUCCUAUGGGGUUUCGUGUGAGAUCAAAACUGAGAUGUGCCAUCCAGUGAGAAGCAGAGUAACGGAGAUAAUCGCAAGUCUCCAACCAACAUUGGUGGUCUUUGACAAGCACCAUGACAGAAAGAACAUUGAAUUCUACGCAGAGAAACUCCCCUACAACAUGAUAAUCAUGAAUGAGGAUGGAGAAGUGGACAUGAUAAAGGGAAGAUCCCAAAUUGACCUCAUCAGUACUGCAGAGUCGUCUCCAUAUUCACUUCCACCAACUCCAAGAGUUAUGGUUUCUAGAAAAUGGAAGAACGUUCUCCGUCCCAUUAGGAGAUUGAAGUUGGGAAUCCUCCAAGGUUGAUCUUAUCAUGAAAUGCUGUCUUUCCCAUACCUAUUUUACUUUUACUCUCUCGGUUAUAGCUGCAUAUGAGGUCGUUUUGAAAUUUUGUACCAAAAGUAGAACGUUUGAAGUGGAAAAAAUCAAAGUCGAUCGAGCAUGAGAUAAUCGAGAAAUCAAAAGGAAAAAUAAAGUCCUCUAAAUAAUGUAGAAAUCCCUAUCCAUCUACAAGGUAACAUACAAUGUGUGCACAGGAUCACAUUGUAAGAUCAUUUUUAUGGGGGUUGUUAUGUAUCAUUUUUAUUGGAAGUAAU
Molecule: messenger RNA, 1010 nt
Organism: Ipomoea triloba (trilobed morning glory)
Lineage: Eukaryota; Viridiplantae; Streptophyta; Magnoliopsida; Solanales; Convolvulaceae
Exons: 4
Coding region: 1-720 (239 amino acids)
Source: RefSeq, a predicted model, not a curated record